This is a messenger RNA of Mangifera indica (mango), 2232 nucleotides long. RefSeq lists its product as uncharacterized. The transcript has a single exon. Lineage: Eukaryota; Viridiplantae; Streptophyta; Magnoliopsida; Sapindales; Anacardiaceae. Gene Ontology annotation, molecular function: protein binding. The record is from RefSeq and is a predicted model, not a curated record. The coding region runs from base 1 to 2232 and encodes 743 amino acids.
AUGGGCAAGAAAAAACAACGUUCCUCUUCUUCUGGUCUGAAGCCACCACCGUCCACCACCUCUUCUUCCAGUCUCAUGCCACCACCGUCCACCACCACCACCUCCACCUCUAAACCACCACAACACCCACCGCCUGAAUCACUAGACCCUGUGAUCUUUGCAGAAGGCUCAAAGGUGCAAGAUGAAAUAAAAGCUGGAAACUACCCCAAAGCCUCACUGACGCUCAGGAACUUGAUUUCCCUUCACAAGAACUCGCCACACCUUCUGUACCUUAAAGCUGUAGUUCUCCAGUUUCUUGCUAAAACAACAGCCAAUGCUUCAAAGCAAAUGAUUGCAUGCCUAAAAGAGGCCAAUGAAUUGGUUGAGUUGGCCUUGAAGUUACUGCCCAAUUCUAUCCAUUUUGCUUCGUGUAAAAUUGCUAUUCUCUAUCUCAAGACUUUGAUCGAUGAUGGUGAUUGGGGCAAAGUGAUUGAAGAAUGCAAGAGUGCUUUGAGCUUAAAGAUUGAGAAUUUAACUGACCCGGGAGUGGAUAUGUUUCUUCAAGUGAAUGAAAUGGCCAAUUCGACUAAAGAAUCAAGAAUUGAGUUUGAGCGGAAAAUGAUUGAGCAGUAUUUAAAGCUUUGUGAGGAAGAGCAUAAGCAAGCUGAAAAUGCUAAUAAAGAAAAUGCAGAUAAGGCAGGUGAUACAUUACAUGAGAUCAAGGAGGAGUUUGAAACAGAAAUUAAGAGCUAUCAUGUCUUCAAGAAGAUAAAAAGUCAUUAUGGUAUGGAGAAGUACUACGAGGUUAAUGCUGUUAAGAAAGAGGAAUAUAAAUCAUUGUGGAAUGAAUUCAGACCUGAGGGGAAAAGGGAUUUCUGUGAAGUGAGUAUCAAAGAGCUUGAAAGACAUUGGAAGUCAAUAAAUUUUCAUUUGGCAGGCAGGGAAGCUAUAGAUUUUGCUAAAAAACAUAAAACUUGGAAGGGCUGGGAAUGUUGUGGUUGUAACGAGAAGUUUGGUGAUUUGGAGUUGUAUAGGAAGCAUUCCAGGAAGUCGCAUUGGAAGAAUCUUGAUGCGAUGGAAUUGCAGUUUCAGAUUCCUGGAAAGGUGAUUGAGUUUAUUGAGAAUGGUGAGUGGAAGCCUUUAAAUGCUGAAUAUUGGGUAAAAAAAAUUGUCAGUAAGAUGAAUUCAGAGUCUUGUGAUGGUAAACUGUUUGAUGAGGAGAGCUUAAAAGAGAGUUUGUGUGAAUCGACUGGAAGAAAAAAUAAUGAGAGAGAAUUAUCUGAGCGUGUUAAGAUUCUUAAGAGUAUUCGCGGGAUGUUUCGAUUGCUUCACAGAUACAAUUGUCUUGCACCAAGUUAUCUUAACUGUGCAGUGCAAUUUACAGUUGAACAAUUAACAAUUAAUUUUGAGGAUCAACGUUACUUUUUGCAGCGUCUUGACCUGGAAGCCAUUCAGAUCAUAUGCCUUCUGAGAGCUGCAGAUCUGAAAAAGGUCCGUGAAUUUCUCCAAGAAUUUACUGAUGCUUUCGGUAAGUUUAUAAAACCUAAGUUUGUUAGUCCUCUCGACGAUAAUCUUAGUUUUGUUCAAGUGUUUAAUGUCAAUGAGAAGCCUGGAAUUAGUGAAGUACUAAAAAGCCGCCUCUUGGAUGAGAGAUUCCUGGAAGGAGCGGAUAAUCUGACUCUUCCUGACAGCCAAGAUUUGGUGACAUGGCUAUACGAAGGCACAUCAAUCCAGGUAGUUCUAAUGGCCUGGAGCGGUUUGCAAGAUUAUCAGAAACAAAAAUCAAAGGAGAUCUUUCAGAUACUGCUUAAAGAGUAUUUGCUGGUAGAAAAAUUAUGUGAUGAUCCUACUUAUAAGCGUGAGAAUACAAAUCUAUUGAAAGCAAUUGAAGCGGUUGAGAGCAUAAAACUUGAAGAUAUUGAGGGCAAUGAAAGUACAACAGUGUCUUAUUUCAGACUCUUGAAGAAGAGGCAAAAGGAACUUGUGCAGUAUGAUGAUAUUGCUAGUAAAAAGGAGAAUAAUGUAAUUUUUGAAGUUAUUACAGAUAUGCUGGAUCUAGCACAGUCAGAAGGAUCUAGUUUAACUGAUAAUCCGAAUGCAUUUGAAACUUUCACCGACGAAGCUGAAAUGAAAAUGCUUGAAAGCAUUGAGGCUGGCGAAAGUGCCGCAAGAUUCGACCUACAAAGUAUGAGAAUAGACUCACUUAAAAAAGUAAGUUUGCCAAUUAUAUUGAUUAUGUUAUCGAUUUUCUAA